AGAUUGGUCAAACAUAGAUUAUUGAGGAGAGGCGCUGGCGAAGUGCUACGAAAGAAGCGGUGAAAGGUUGCAUACGAGUCGCCUUCCCCUUGAUAGGUGGACUACCAAGUGGCUGACACUAGGCCGAGUCCUCGCCUAAAAGUGCUGCAGGCCGUGGCCUGGCCUCUCUGAUGCACAGCCACGACAGGCGAGCGGCUGAAGGUGGGAAAUAACAUAACAGUGUGGCCUGGUCUUGACCUUGUCAUCAAGGCGCAAAGUCCGGUAAACUUAUGAGUUUUCAACAACGCAGACUUCUGCACAAACCACGUCUAAAUGUCGAGUGACAUCCAGGGUGUGAACAAAGAGAACACAAACGCAUCAAGGCGUAUUCAUGUCAAAGAAUGUGGCUUCACCAUUGUACAUGAUGGUGGCCCUCGUCCAGACUUCGACAUCGUCUUCAUCCACGGCAUUCAAGGAUAUCCACUGAAGACAUGGACAUACAAUUUGACACAGACCGACACACCAAAACCAAAGGGACCCCUGGGACUUCGCAGAUCGAUCGCAGGAACGCCGUUACGAGAUCGUUCUGCAGGCAGCCUGGGAUAUUCUCAAGACGUCCCUGCAGGAUUCUGGCCAGCCAAUCUUCUGAGAAAGGAUUUCCCGGAUGCCCGGAUUUUGACGUAUGGAUACGACUCGCAAGUGAGCAACUUUUUUAGUGGUGGCGCGAAUCAGAACAACAUAAUCGAGAUUGCAAACGCUUUUCUGAACGACCUGGCCGCUCAGCGAGUGGACGCUCGUGGUCGUGAUAUGAUUAUCGUCUCGCAUUCCAUGGGUGGUCUAAUCACGAAAGAGGCACUACGACGGGCUUCAAAUUCGUCUGAAAUGGACAGCGACUUGAAAGAUGUUCUGCUCUCAACCUUCGCUCUCAUCUUCUUCGGUACCCCACACCGGGGUGGCGCUUAUACGAACCUCGGUCUGACCAUAGCGAAGAUGGCCAAAGCUGCCGGCUUUAGUGUCAACGACCAGAAUAUUCGUGAUCUCAGAGGUGAUUCGCCCGUUCUUGCUCUUAUACGGGAUGGAUUCAGCCAGCUCUUGGAGUCUGGUACCUUUUAUAUUUCCACCUUUCAGGAGUCUCUAGGCUACAGUGGGUUUGGCUGGAUGGAUAGUAAGGUGGUCCCCAAUGAAUCCUCCGAGCUUGGGCAUCCAGUGAAGGAACGAAAGAGUUUCGUAAAUGCAAAUCACAGAAAUAUGUGCAGAUUUCAAGACGAGGAUGAUGAUGGCUAUAUCAGGACGAAAGGAGAAAUCAAACGCCAUCUAGAACGUCGCAAGCUCAAAGCCGACCAUAUUCGAGGCGAGCAGGUCCAGAGUCAGUUGCCCGCUUGGAACCUAGUCUUGAAAAUGUUCUGUCAGAUUGACUUGCACAAACAGGUUGCCUUGAAAGUUUUCCAAAACACCAGAUGGGUGACAGAGUCUUGCAAAUCGAGGCUGCGCUCAGAGAGACGCUGUCAUGGCUCUAUCAAGAACCUGGUCCUGGGCUCAACCAAUGGCUUAUGGCAGGUGACGGUAUCUUCUGGAUACAGGGAAAGGCAGGCUGGGGCAAAGGCCAUGAAAUUCCUCCUCGAAAACUAUCAGACGCUCAGCUUGUUGAACCAGUCGCUCGAAGUCGGUUCGUGGCUCCUGCUGGGAAGCUUCUUUACGGAUAGGGCCGAAAGGAUCCAAGCUUCGUGGGAGGGAAUCUUGCAUGAUAUGAUCUAUCAGCUUCUGGACAACUGCCCUGCGCUGAUGGAUAUAGCAUAUGGUACCUUCGUGAAGCGGAGACAGAGCUACUGGGAUACCAACAGCCUUGAGAAGCUGCUUUUGACAAUUGUUACUGAAUUCGACGGAGAGAUGCAUGUAUGCUUCCUGAUCGAUGCACUGGAUGAGCAUGACGGUCAGCAUGGUCGGAUGAGUGACUUCUUCCACGAUCUUGUAGCCAGUUCGAGAGAGUCGGUGCAAUUGAAAGUUGUCGUUGCAAGCAGGCCGCACAAUGAAAUCAAAGACCUAUUCGAGGGGGAUCAGACCCUCGAAAUGCAGGAAUGGACCGAGAAAGACAUCAAAACAUACAUUACUGUACGACUUGCACGACAACCUCGUUGGCAGGCACUCAAGGAUAGAGGUGCUGUCUCCACUGUGUCUGAUGUUGAGGCUGACAUCUCAAAACGCGCUCAAGGGGUCUUCCUUUGGGUGAAACUCGUCAUCGACGAGCUGGUUGACGAAAUUCGGGACGGAGUAAGCAUUCCUGAAUUGAAGGAGUGGGUGAGGAAAUUUCCCGAAUACCUAGACGACCUUUUUGGCCAUAUGUUACAAAAGGUAAAGAAGCAACACUACAUGGAGCUGGUCAUCGUCGUGGAAACCCUGCUUCGAAGCGAAAUUGCUCCAACUCCUGAAUUCUUGCGCCUAGUCGUUUUGGCGAAUUCCAAGGCCGAUAACAACCAGGCCAACGAAGAUGAUAGUCAGGUUCACGAAGAGAUCGAUCCGGAUGGCAUUGCCCGCCGACUACGGAGCCGGAGUGGAGGUCUAGUUGAAAUUGUUCCAAGGAUCCAGUACGAGAAUGAAGAACUCGUCGUGCAGUUCGUGCAUCAAAUUGUCAAGGAGUACUUUCUCCGAAGGAAGAACCUUAGUGGGUUCUCGGAGUCGAUUACCUGUCUUGCGCCUGGAGUCGACCACCUUAAUGGAUGCUUCUUCAUACUUCAAGCUUAUCUUUAUUGGCUGAAGAUGCCACCAAAAGCCCGCAUGGGCUAUCUCAUUGACGUGGAUGAAUUAGCUCGGGCCAUUGUCUCUCAUGCCAUCAUGACUGAGUUAAGUAUGGACGUGGCCCCAACACGCCUCUUGGGAGCAUUGGAUCCUUUGAUAUCACAGCAGAGUAGGUAUGGGCUGCUAUGGCCUUUAAACUAUGGCAAAGCCGCACAGCCUCCAGAAUGGCUCAAAGAAUCGGAAGUGGCGAUACAGUAUGGCUCGAUGUUCAUGAUCGAAGCGACCGCUUUUCGACUUUCGCGCUAUAUCCAGGAAGCCUUGACAGAUGAGAUGGCGGAAUCUAUUAGGGCCAGUGGCGCGAUACAAUUUGGGUAUCUUCGUUGUGGCGUUUCUACUCACACGAGAGGCCCUUUGCUGGAUCGCGCCAAUCUCUUGAUCAAGUGCGGUGUCAAUGUCUCACUGCAACGAACUUUCAGAUAUCGGGAUCCCAAUAUUGCUUUGCACGCCUGGAAUCAAGCUGCUUUGGACGCCUGGCCCCUUCCUACUAUUUCCAUGGACGCUCUCGGGAUAUUUGUCUCUACUCAUUGGGAAUGCUGCUGGGGUGACGGCAUCGAAGACGACACAACUGGUCAUAUGGCUGUCCUCCGCAGGCUUCUAGAAGUCACUGCUGAUCCAAUGGGUUUGUGCCUUAUCGAAGAAGUGCCUAUCCGUCUCGACAGAUACUUCUCGAUGGCUUCCUUGCAAAGUCAGAACAUUCGCAUGCUCGAUUUGUCGUGGGAGCAGUGCAAAACAUGGCUGGCUUCUGUGGCAGACAUGUUCGACACAACGCCGAGCCACAUACUGUGGUUUUGGGUCUACAAGAGUGUUGACAAACCCGAGAUUGCACGAUGGCUGCUGAAUCAUGGUGCUACAAUUUCUGCUCAUGUUGCGAUGGCGAUAUAUCAACCGUUGGCGAUAGUACUCUCGCGGAGAUACAGGGGAGUUCCGUUCGUUGAACUGGUUCAAGCGUUUGCCGCAGAAGGGAAGUCACUAGAAGUCCUUGAGCAAACCCUUCUGGGCGAAUACGAACGCUAUUUCCAUAGCCACAUCAUGCCGGGGUACAAGCUCUUGCUUGCGACCGAAUUCAGGAAGCCGCAAUAUUAUGAGGCUGACGCCAGAGAAUUUGCCUCAGAGUAGAAUCCUGGUUGGCCCAGUUGAGGCGAGUCCUAGAAGAACGGUUGGCUAUCCAUGUUGUCAUUUCGCUCUGGAACGUGGGCAUCCGUGGUUCUGG
This is a messenger RNA of Exophiala viscosa, 3982 nucleotides long. RefSeq lists its product as uncharacterized. Lineage: Eukaryota; Fungi; Ascomycota; Eurotiomycetes; Chaetothyriales; Herpotrichiellaceae. The coding region runs from base 313 to 3888 and encodes 1191 amino acids. The record is from RefSeq and is a predicted model, not a curated record. The transcript is spliced from 3 exons.